Messenger RNA from Mercenaria mercenaria, 6089 nucleotides. RefSeq names its product RNA-binding protein 1-like. Lineage: Eukaryota; Metazoa; Mollusca; Bivalvia; Venerida; Veneridae. Gene Ontology annotation, molecular function: RNA binding. The transcript is spliced from 6 exons. The record is from RefSeq and is a predicted model, not a curated record. Gene Ontology annotation, biological process: mRNA splicing, via spliceosome. Bases 114 to 662 code for a protein of 182 amino acids. Gene Ontology annotation, cellular component: nuclear speck.
GGUAAAAUAAAGUUCCAAAUUUAUUGUGAAAAGCAUGUUUUCAGCAGAGCUUAAGUGCUAUUUUCAUUGCCACAGUGAUAAAGAACAUAAUCAAUCUUAAAUUGACCUCAGAGAUGUCAGCCCCAAGAGACUGGAGUUUAGACUGCAAGGUGUACGUGGGUGAGAUCGGGUAUGGUGCAGCCAAACAAGAACUUGAAGACAUCUUCUCAGAAUAUGGUCCAUUAAAAAAUGUUUGGGUGGCCAGAAAUCCACCAGGAUUCGCCUUUGUCGAGUUUGAAGACCAUCGUGAUGCUAGGGAUGCUUGUAGUGCUUUGGACGGAACGAGAAUUAAUGGAAGGAGGGCACGUGUGGAAAUGUCUAGUGGCAAGUCCCGUUGGGGAAGUCGUGGACCUCCUCGUAGAGGUGGUGGGGGAUUCCGAGGUGGAAGAGACAACUAUAGGCCACGUAGAUCUAGGUCAAGGUCGCCAUAUAGAGGAGGAAGAAGAUCACCUUCACCUUCAGUUAGAAGACGGUCACCACGUUACUCACGAAGCAGAUCCCCAAGGGACAGAUCUCCCCGAGGCCGCUCGCCACGUGGCCGUGUUUCACGUGACAGAUCCCCACCUCCCAGAAGAAAUUCAGAUGAUAGAGCCAGGUCACCAUAUGAAGAUGAUGGAAAAUAAACUGUUAAAAGUCACUACAUUGUUUGUUGGAAAACUAGAAGAGACUUCUACGGAAAUGCAUGAUUCUAGUGCUUCAAGAAAUAUGUGGACAUUUGAUGGACCCACAAUGUUUAAAGAUGUAUAAUUGUUUUAAUCCUCCAAGAAGAUAUAUGUGGUUUAGCAAGAUAUCAACAUCUCAUAACAUUAGACACAGAAAUUUUUCAUAAAGCCUUUGCAGAGCAAAGUCAGUCUACAUCAUCCUGCUGUUAGUUCACAGUUCUUUUAUCAAGCUGUAAUUACACCUCUGAAAUUUUUUCGUAUAAUGUUGCUUAUAUUAAACCAUUUGGCUUUUUCAUGGUAUGGUAUAAGCAUUUUAAAGGCACUUAGUUUUUCUUCUUUCAUCUAUACAUGGGACAGAUGAAAUUACAGUUUUAAUUUAUCACAAUGUACAUGUAUUGUUUAUAUGUAUGUGUUAAUUUAAUGUCAUAGUGGAUGCUUUUAAGUUGUUUUAGUCUGUGUUGUGUUAUUUUCAUAACAUUUAUCGAGUGUUUGGGGUUAUGAUGAUGAUUUACUUAAUUUAAUUUUUUUUUUCUCAUAAAAAUCAAGGUCAGGAUUUUAGAUAUGAAUUUUGUUGUUACAUGCAAAGUAACUUUACACAUUGAGUGAAUACAUAUACAAUGUAUGCAGAAUAUCAAGAAACCUUUUAUAAGAAAAGACUGAUUUUAUUAUUUUACUGUGUUAUAUGCCAUUUCAUCUGCAGUGUGUAUUUAUGAUACAUCUAUCUAAAACAUAUCGAUAGCAGUUGUGCAAAACUUAAGGGUCUUUCUAGUCUUUUUAUCUUCGUCAGACCUUUAUGGUAUUGUAAUCAUAUUGUGGGUUGCCUGUUAGAUACAUGUAGUAGAAAAGGUGAAUACAAGGUAUUUACUCUUUAUCUUUUGUACACGGAUAGAGCAAUCUUGAAAUUUAAGGCACUGUAUAUAUGUAUGUAUUUGCAGAGACAAUUCUAUGUUACGAUUCAGAAGUUUUAAUUUAUGGUUUUCAUGAAAAAAAAUUAUAUGAUUUGCUUUAAAAAAUGCAUUUAUAAGAAAAUGGAAGAGUGCAAGUUUUUAUUAUUCUUAGAUGUUUUAAUCUUUUAAUUGCAUAAUCAGGUAAUUGCUUAUUGUCCAGGGUAUAACAAUUACAUCAGACCUGCUAACAAUGCACCAUAGAAAAAUACAAUUUUUUAUUUAAAAUUCAAUAAAUAUUUCAUGAUACUUGUACAUGAAUAGCUAAUCAAAGAAUAUGUAUUUAACAACUUACGCUUUAGUCUGCAUAUGGAAGUAGGCUGCCCUCAGUUGCAUUAGUAAGACUUAAAGUGAGAAGCAAUUCUGUUUCUAGUUAUGUCACCACAGUUAAUAGAUUCUUUGCCAAAUGAUACAUUCCUUUUGUUGCUAUAUUACAUUUUUUAUCUCACCUGAGCCAAAGGCUCAUGGUGAGCUUUUGUGACUGCCCAAUGUCUGUCGUGCGGUGUGCGUCCGUCAACAAUUUCUAAAAAAAUCUUCUUGAAAAUCACUGGGCAAAAUUACACCAAACUUCACAGGAAUGAUCCUUGGGUGGCCCCCUUCCAAAAUAUUCAAAGAAUUGAAUUCCAUGCAGAAUUCUGGUUGCCAUGACAACCGAAAGGAAAAACUUUAAAAAUCUUUUUGUUCAAAACCGCAAGGCGUAGAGCUUUGAUAUUUGGCUUGUGACAUCAUCUAAUGGUCCUCUAUGAAAUUUGUUCAAAUUGUGCCCCUGGGGUGAAAAGAGUCCCUGCCCUGGGAGUCGCAAGUUUUACAUAGAUAUAUAUAUAGGAAAAAAAACUUCUUGUCUAAAACCACAAAAUCUUCUUGUCUAAAAUCACAAGACCUAGGCCUUUGAUAUUUGGUAUGUAGCAUUGCAUUGUGGUCCUUUACCAGAAUUGUUCAAAUUAUAACCCUGGGGUAAAAAGAGGCCCUGCCCUGGAGGGUCUCAAGUUUUACAUAGACUUACAUAGGGAAAACUUUAAAAAUCUUCUUGCCUGAAACUGGAAGGCCUUGGCUUUUGAUAUUUGGUAUGUUGCAUUGCCUUGUGGUCCUCUACCAGAAUUGUUCAAAUUAUGCCCCUGGGAUGAAUAGAGGCCCUGCCCUCGGGGUCCCAAAUUUAACAUAGAAUUAUAUAGAGGAAAAAUACAAAUCUUCUUGUCUUUAAGUUCAAGGCCUAGACCUUUGAUAUUUUGUAUGUAGCAUUGCCUAGUGGAUCUCUAACAAGAUUGUUCAAAUUAUGCCCCUUGGGUAGAAAGAGGCCUUCCCCAGGGGUCACUUGUUAUAUGAGUUACAUAGGAAUACAUGUGCAUAUACUUCAAAAAUUAUCAGAUCAUAUUUCCUAGACUUAAUUAUAAUUACCUGAUGACCCCAAUCGAUUAAGGGUCACUUGACUGUGACCUUUACCUACUGACCUACUUUCUUGUUUUUUAAGAUGACAGCCUUGAAAUUUGGAUGGCAUGUACAGUUUUACACACCGAUCAUAAAACUGACUUUCAGUGACCAUGAAUGUGACCUACUGACCUACUUUCUAAUAGUUUAGCAUCAGUGUGCCAUUUUAAACAUGUGGCUUGUAUUACUCAGGUGAGUGAUUCAGGGUCAUCAUGACCCUCUUGUAUAUCAUUUGUCAUCAACUUACAUUUCUCUUGUCACAUCAGUAUGAAAAUUAGUAAAGUGCAUAGUGAUUAAGGAGAAGUUUACUACAUUUUUAUUGCUUUGGUGAUGAUCUGUCAUUAAAAUUCAGUGUACUAGUGUAUUUACCUGAUAUGCCUCAUUCAUUUAUCAGCAGGAAAUUUAUCGGAUUCAUCUUCACCACAAAAACCAUUCAUACCUUAGUUUUACUUUUAUUGGAAAGUCUUGUUAAAUUUCUUAAUUUGGAAAGACAGUCUUUAGUAUACUUCGCUUUUGCUCAACAUUAUCCAAUUUAGAAUCUUGGAAUGGUGGUUUUAGCUUCAAAAAUAGAUUUUGCAAGUGUUUUACAAUCGUUUACACAGGAAUUUUAAUAAAAUUGCUGUACAUUUGUAUUUUGAAUUUUUCACAUCAGACAAAUUGAAAUGUGUAAAGCAGUUGAGUGUUCCUGUGCAAAAACCAAUGUUAGGGCUUUGUAUCUAGUAUGGAUCCAGAUUCAUUGUUUGGUCUGAUCUGGAUCCAUACUGUUAACUUAUCAGUUGUUGAAAUUGAUAAAUGAACUUCAUAGAUGUGCAUUUCUCUGGAUCCUUGCCUGUUUGCAAAGCACUAAUUUUUUGCUGAGCGGCAUUCAGUUACGAAAUUCAAAUGUUAUGUUUUAUUUUACUUGUUUAUAGAAGACAUCUGUCUUGUCAUAGAGUUAGGCAUAUAAAGUUUAGUGAGCUAUUAUAUGCUACUUAACUUUAUCAUUUGCUUAGGAUCUCUCCAAUUUUAAAACAUUGUUGCUCUAAACUUUAAUAAAUGAGCUGCACAAUGAGAAAACCAACAUAGUGCAUUUGCGACCAGCAUGGAUCCAAACCAGCCUGAGCAUCCACACAGUCUGGUCAGGAUCCAUGCUGUUCGCUUUCAAAGCCUAUUGCAAUUAGAGAAACCAUAUAGUGAACAGCAUGGAUCCUGAGCAGACUGUGUGGAUGCCCAGGUUAGUCUGGAUCCAUGCUGGUCGCAAAUGCACUAUGUUGGUUUUCUCAUGGAGCGGCUCAAAGUGUUCCUUUCCUAGCAUUAAAAUGUUAAUCGAUAUUAUUACAAAUGCAAAAUUGUGUUCAGAUAUAAUACUAGAUAUAUGUAUGUUUGUCUUUUUAAUAUGCAAUAUAUGCUUUGAAAAUUAAAAAUGUUAACUCGUAUGUCAGUGUCUGAUGUUUAUGUACUAGUAUGAAUAUGUGUUGCUAGUGUUUUAAUUAUGUGGUAUUGAAAUAUGUCACAGAGAUAAAAGUCUUAACCAUGUUACAAAUUUCAUGAUAGUUCUUUUUUAAAGAAAAAAUGGCAAUACGUUUUACUUUAUUUUAGAAGACAACUCUUUUAAAAUCUUAAUAUUAUCUUGUUUAUAUUAUUUUGAGUUUUCAUGUAAUGAAAAAUUUUAUAAACUAUAGUAAAUGUUUCCAAAAUGUGGUUUACAAUCACAUCUGAUUGACAGGAAGGUUAUUAUAAGCAAAGUUCCACUUUAAAGGCACUGACCUUCAGAGGGUACAACAACAAAAGUUUCUAGGUAUUGGGAAAUUAAUGCUUUAUUUCUUAAGAUAGCUUAGAAACUUAAUUACUUACAGAUUAUAUGUAAUGGAAACACAUGAGAAUUAGUUGUUUUUACUAUAUUAAACAUUCAAAAUUGAAAAACGGGUUACUCGAGGUAAACUGCCUUGAUUAUAAAUAUUUAUAUUUUUAUAUUUAACGACUGUUAAAUACAUACUGCUCCUUGAUGUAUUGGUCCAGAACCUGGGAAAGUUUUGAUUGCCGCGAUGGACCUGGUUCGAUUUCCAACUCGGGCAUCUGUUUUUUUUCUUGAUUUGCUAUUUUUAAGGUAGUUCAAUAGCAAAAACUCAUAUUCUGACCAAACUUCAAUUUUAAAGACAGUUCAUUUUGAGGUCAGUGCCUUUAAAGUUUAAAUUUUCAGCAUUUGACAUCCAUUACUUUGUGUGCCAUGCAGAGUUGUUGUUAUCGGAAACAUGAAAGUGAGUGUAAGGGAUAAGGGAUGAAAACAUUGUGAAAGAGAUUGGAUGAAAUAAGUAAGCCACAAGCCAGACUGAAAGUUAAAUUGACCAAGAGAUUGACCAAAAGGAAAGUGGAAAACGAUGUCAAAUUAUAGGGGUCCAAAUUGCCCAAAUUUUAUUUUAGAAAACAAAAACAACAAAAACAUUUAUUACAAAACAUACAUGUAUGUAAACAAGAAAUAACAUGCUUGUGUGUAUAAGCAGUAUUGGGUGUUGGAUUAAAAAUAGUACACAAUAGUGUUUACAUAGCCAGAGUAUGACAAUGAAUUUGUACAACCACAAAAAAAAAACUGGCAGUUUUUUAAACAAAUUACUUCUGUUGCUAAAUGUAAAACUGUGAAAGCAGUUCUACAUAGUCUGUUCUUAUAUUUAGUCUAGUUGAAUACACUUGAUAAGGAUUUUCUACAGUUAUUCACUAUCUGAUGAUAAAAUAUUUUAUUGAAGGUUGAGCCUGAUAUAUAUCUUGAGUUCACAGCCUUAGAGUAAUGAAAACGAAGAAAAAAAACCUUCCAUUCCACAAAACAAAUAAUGUGUGUGUAGGCCAAGGUAGGCACUAAAUAGGAUAGUGGAAAAGGUACACUUAAAAAUUAAAUGCAUGUUGUUUCUUGUUCUUAUCUCGCGUUUUAAAACAAAAUAUUGCAAUUGUAAAUAUUACUUUUACAAAGUUGUGAUUAUAGUAUAACAAUGCUGUACCUUUUAUUAGUGAUGUAAAACUUGAUUUUGUCAUAAAAUUUUAAAAGAAA